GAGCGUCAAGGCAUGUAGUGUUCGCUGAGCACAUCUUUGAAAAAUAGAGGCCAUUUACUUUUAGUAUGUUUUAUAACAGUUUGGAGAAUAGACGCAGUUUAUUUGAAGGUUGAUAGCAUGCAUGACUGGACUCAACUGUGACAACGCGAAGUGAAUUACGAAUCAAACCGGCGCAUUCGUUUUUAUUCUAUUCUAUUGUACUCAACACCGGUUUGCUGAUCAGAUUUCGAUAAUGCCUUUGGUGUUGUACUACAAUGACAUGAGUCCACCGGUGAGAGCUGUCCUGUUGGUGGCCAAAGCACUGAAUAUACAGUUGGAACUAAAAGAACUGAAUUUAUUACAUAAGGAGCAUCUAACUGAGGACUUUUUGAAGAUUAAUCCACAACAUACAAUACCUACCUUAGUUGAUGAUGAUUUUAUUUUAUGGGAUAGUCAUGCCAUUAUUGGCUAUAUUGUAGGAAAAUAUGCUGAGGACGAUACAAUGUAUCCCAAGGACCCAAAGAAACGAGCUAUAGUUGACCAAAGACUACAUUUUGACUCUGGUAUAUUAUAUCCAAGAGUUAGUUCCAUUAUGAAUUUAAUUGUAAUUGAAAAUGAAAAGGAGAUCCCAACCAAGAAAAUAAGUGCAAUUACCGAGGCAUACCGAUUAUUGGACACCUUUCUAAAGGAUCGACCAUAUUUAUCAGGGGACUGUCUAACAAUAGCCGACUUGUGCUGCGUCGCAACAGUAAGCACAGCCACCAUUAUAACGCCCAUUUCUACCGAAAAAUACCCUAAUCUCUCAACAUGGUAUAAAACAUGCAAAAAUUUACCAUAUUAUGAAGAGGCGAAUGGCGUUGGACUGAAUAAACUAGAUGCUUUAGUAGAAUUAAAGUUAGGACGACCCCGAACCAAAGAUUUUUGUGAAUGAUUUAUUUCUUGUGAUAUUUUAUACAUUUUUUCUAUAUAUAAGUUAUUUAUUGUUGUACAAUCAAAUGCUAUGAGACUCAAUUUCAACAUGUAACAUACUUUAAAUCUACAUAACAAUAUAUGCUUUAAAAUGUAA
This is a messenger RNA of Aethina tumida (small hive beetle), 1045 nucleotides long. RefSeq names its product glutathione S-transferase 1. The record is from RefSeq and is a predicted model, not a curated record. Gene Ontology annotation, biological process: glutathione metabolic process. The transcript has 3 exons. The coding region runs from base 233 to 910 and encodes 225 amino acids. Gene Ontology annotation, molecular function: glutathione transferase activity. NCBI's taxonomy places the organism in Eukaryota, Metazoa, Arthropoda, Insecta, Coleoptera, Nitidulidae.